Messenger RNA from Trichophyton verrucosum HKI 0517, 606 nucleotides. RefSeq lists its product as uncharacterized. The coding region runs from base 1 to 606 and encodes 201 amino acids. The transcript is spliced from 2 exons. Gene Ontology annotation, cellular component: membrane. Gene Ontology annotation, molecular function: transferase activity, transferring alkyl or aryl (other than methyl) groups. The record is from RefSeq and is a predicted model, not a curated record. NCBI's taxonomy places the organism in Eukaryota, Fungi, Ascomycota, Eurotiomycetes, Onygenales, Arthrodermataceae.
AUGCCGUUCCCUAGCAGGCUCAAGCUCCUCUUCCGAGCGAGCCGUCCAACAUACUGGACAACAACUUUGAUAUUCUAUCUCAUCGGACUUUUACAGGCAGGCUCAUACCCCCAGUCUGUCCCAGAGAUCAUGCUCGCUGUUGCAUUCUCAGCACCUCUAUGUCUAAAUGGCCGCUCUGUCGAGAAAGCAGAUCAUGCCUUCGUCCUACAGGCCUGCAAAGUUGCGACAAUCGGUGUCAUUCUACUCGCAAUACCCGCAUCUCUCCAGAUUCCUCAGACCAUGACCUAUGUUUUGAUAGCCCUUGGUGCUUCGUGGGCAUAUACCACUCCUCCAAUUCGACUCAAAGGGCGGCCAUUCCUGGACUCAAUUUGUGCUGGAACGCUCUAUUGGUCAAUCUGGGCCAGCGGCUUUUGUUUAAGGGAUGGUGAAGGAAGCACUAGCUUACAGGGCUCGAAUCCGAGUGUUUGGAUUUUCUUCUUCUGCGCCGGCUUGCAGAUGUUUACUGCAGUUCUUGAUCAGAAGGCAGACUCUGCCGCUAGUAUUCGAACAAUAGCAACAGCCUGCGGUGAACGGAUGGCUGCCUUUUUAACGGCGAUAACCUUGUAA